Molecule: messenger RNA, 984 nt
Organism: Catharus ustulatus (Swainson's thrush)
Lineage: Eukaryota; Metazoa; Chordata; Aves; Passeriformes; Turdidae
Product: olfactory receptor 14J1-like
Exons: 1
Coding region: 1-933 (310 amino acids)
Biological process (GO): G protein-coupled receptor signaling pathway
Cellular component (GO): membrane
Molecular function (GO): G protein-coupled receptor activity; olfactory receptor activity
Source: RefSeq, a predicted model, not a curated record
AUGUCCAACAGCAGCUCCAUCAGCCACUUCCUCCUGCUGCCAUUGGCAGACACGCGGCAGCUGCAGCUCCUGCACUUCUGCCUCUUCCUGGGCAUCUCCCUGGCUGCCCUCCUGGGCAACGGCCUCAUCAUCAGCGCCGUAGCCUGCGGCCACCACCUGCACACCCCCAUGUUCUUCUUCCUGCUCAACCUGGCCCUCACUGACCUGGGCUGCAUCUGCACCACUGUCCCCAAAGCCAUGCACAAUUCCCUCUGGGACACCAGGAACAUCUCCUACUCAGGAUGUGCUGCACAGCUCUUUCUGUUUAUCUGUUUCUUUUCAGUAGAGUUUUCCCUCCUGACCAUCAUGUGCUACGACCACUACGUGUCCAUCUGCAAACCCCUGCACUACGGGACCCUCCUGGGCAGCAGAGCUUGUGCCCACAUGGCAGCAGCUGCCUGGGCCAGUGGCUUUCUCAAUGCUCUGCUGCACACAGCCAAUACAUUUUCCCUGCCCCUGUGCCAGGGCAAUGUCCUGGGCCAGUUCUUCUGUGAGGUGCCACAGAUCCUCAAGCUCUUGUGCUCUAAAUCCUACCUGAGGGAACUUGGGUUUCUUUUUGUUAGUGUCUGUUUAGGAGUUGUAUGCUUUUUGUUCAUGGUUUUCUCCUACGUGCAGAUCUUCAGGGCUGUGCUGAGGAUCUCCUCUGAUCAGGGACGACACAAAGCCUUUUCCACCUGCCUCCCUUACCUCGCCGUGGUCUCCCUGUUUAUCAGCACUGCAGUGUUUGCCUACCUGAAGCCCCCCUCCAUCUCCUACCCAUCCUUGGAUGUCUCAGUCACAGUUCUGUAUUCAGUCGUGACUCCUACCCUGAACCCUUUCAUCUACAGCCUGAGGAACCAGGAGCUCAAGGGUGCCUUGAGAAAAUUAAUGACUCUGUAUUUUCAGAAGCAUUAAACUCUUUCCUGCUGCAGAGCCUUUUGAAUGUAACACUUUAUAAUUUCUGCC